Messenger RNA from Alligator mississippiensis (American alligator), 2598 nucleotides. RefSeq names its product cysteine-rich venom protein helothermine. NCBI's taxonomy places the organism in Eukaryota, Metazoa, Chordata, Crocodylia, Alligatoridae. The record is from RefSeq and is a predicted model, not a curated record. The transcript has 8 exons. The coding region runs from base 110 to 838 and encodes 242 amino acids. Gene Ontology annotation, cellular component: extracellular region.
CCAGGAAGCAGGUGAGCUAUAUAUCAUGCUCCAGUAAAGAAACCAAUUCACUUUCACAAGCAUCUGAAAGACGCAGAAGAUAUCUCCUACAUUCCAGAAAAGCAAAGAGAUGCUGCUGCUCGCUACGUUCCUGUGCCUUGCAGCCGUGCUGCAGCAAUCUUCUGGAGAGGAACCUGCAGAAAGUUAUAAUGAUCUGUCAACUGACAAGAUAGAUCAGCAAAAUUUGAUUGUGGAGAAACACAACACCCUCCGGAGAGAAGUGGACCCCCCUGCUAGCAACAUGCUGAAGAUGGAAUGGAAUACUUCAGCACAAGCAAAUGCUAAAAGUUGGGCAGAUGCAUGUACCUUAUCUCACAGUCCUGAAAGCUCUAGAACAACCGAUACAGUCUGCGGUGAAAAUCUCUACAUGUCAACUGCACCAAAUACAUGGUCAGAUGCCAUUCAGUACUGGUAUGAUGAAAGGAAAUACUUUGUGCAUGGCAGUGGGCCAAAAAGUCCAGGCGACGUGGUAGGCCAUUAUACUCAGGUGGUUUGGUAUAAAUCUUACCAGAUUGGAUGUGCGGUGGCUUUCUGUCCUCAGAAUAAAUACAAGUACUAUUACGUUUGCCACUACUGCCCUGCAGGGAACAUUGCAAGCUUACUUAGCACACCUUACAAAUCAGGACCACCAUGUGAAGACUGUCCUACAGCUUGUGAUAAUGGACUAUGCACCAAUCCUUGCAAGUAUACAGAUGUGUACUCAAAUUGUCCCGAACUGGCAAAGGUGUAUGGAUGCAACAAUCUUUUGGUGAAGGAAAAAUGUCUUGCUUCCUGCCGAUGCACCACUGAAAUCAAAUAACCAGUUUGAUUCAUACAUUUAAGAUCAUUCAUCUGGUGACAACAGUGGUUUUUACAAAGCUGAAGUCCAUCUACCAGCUUUUAUGAAUGCAGCCUUUCUGAUUUUCAGGGGGUAACUCACACGAGUAAAGGCUGAGGAUAGAGGCUUUCACUUACAUAUUCUAUCUUGAUUAAAUUUCGUUCUUGAAAAAAUGUAGCAUAUAGUUGUUCCUUGGUUGAAAUUGAACUUGGUACAAUAACAUUUAAUAACUUUUGGUGACUGGGAUAAUACUUUUCUAUCAAUUUCAACAUCAUCUUCUGCAAAAUACCAUUUAAAAUGCAAUAUAAAGGACUGUUCUGCAAAGAUAUAUGUGUCCAGGUCUUGUUCCUCCUAAUAAUCCCAUUGAUUUCAGUAGGUGAGGUACCACCAUCUUUGUUCACAUUGAAAAUCAACUUUCUGCCCAAAGGCUUCUUCUGCACAUUCACAUUUACUGUGCAGUAACCAAAAUGACUGCACAGUGCAGGCACACAUCUACACGUGCAUGCUAAUACUGUGCAGUACAUAUGGUGACUUAUGCUGACUUGAGCAUAUAUUUGAUACCUGCGUCACGCAGGUAUCAAAUUUACGCCCGGUUAGUUACUGCGCAGUAACACACGUGUAGAUGCUUUACUCUGCAGUAACGCUGUGUGGCUUGCUUAAGACUAAAGUUAGUUGUUAGACUAACUUUAGUCCCAAGUCAGUCCACGCACAGCAUUAAUGCACUUGAAUGCCUGCCCAUGUAGAUGCCGGCCUAUUUCUGCUCACUGAGCAAUAACUUAGUACGCAGUAAAUUUAAGCUUUCAUAAAUGUAGACGUGCCCAAAUAGUCCUAAAUAGAUGCCAUAGAGCAAAUCGAAUCUGUCAGGAUCUACUUAGUGGGUGCAUUUACAUGAGACAUUUCCUGCAAUUGCUGUAAACAUCUUGCAUGUACAUGUGCGGUGCGAUUAGGCCAUAGGAGCUAUUCCACAGCAGGGUAGUACUUGUAAAUAUAAGUACUAUCCUACUGAGGAGUUAUCUACUACACAGCAACACAUGUGUAAACACUGACCUGGAAGUAAAUUACUAUCAGCCCAGCUAGCAGGGGGGCACACUCAUUCCUAUUGCUUAGGCAUAUGGCUUGGCAAUUACAGGAGCUUUGUGGCCCAGUCAGCUGCUCUGCCCCUGAUGCAGUCACCUGCCACUCAGGCCUGACCCUUGUGCUUCCCUACCAGCCCAGGGCUGCCCCCAGACCUCAGGCCAUGCUGCACCCAGGAGUAGCUUACUGUGGAGCCAUUUGCCCUACAGUUUAUUCAAUCACAUUAAUUGUACACGUAGAUGCGCCCAGUGGGAAUAAAAGUAGCAGAGCUGUUCCCACCAGCACUACGUAGAAAUAAAGUCUGCCCCCUUUUUCUCAGAUCCAGUGUAACCUUAUUCUGCAAAUAGCAUCAGUGUCCUCACAGUGAGCUAAGGCAACAGAAUGUGACCUAUUGAAAUCAAUGGAUUUAUUCAUGGGUGGGGAACCUCCUGAUCGUGAGAAAGAAUGAAAAAAUCUGGCUCUUGGUAAAAGGAAAAAAAUACUGUUGAAGAAGAGGGCUCAGUGAACCUAUUUAGGUUGCUAACUAGUACUAAAGAGCAUAAGAAUCAUGGAACAGGGCCUAAAUCAGGGUAAUUGUUUUAAUGAGAAAUGGUAAGCUAUUGUCUGAAUUACUUUUCAUAUAUUUCCCAUGUCUGUCUUACUGAUUAAACUAUACUUUCAAUGCUAAA